This is a messenger RNA of Penicillium salamii, 240 nucleotides long. Lineage: Eukaryota; Fungi; Ascomycota; Eurotiomycetes; Eurotiales; Aspergillaceae. The record is from the annotation of a GenBank genome assembly.
AUGGCACAGACACCACAGCAACGACGCGCCAACGAUCGGUUCGCAAAGACCGAGGCCGCAAAGCGCGGCAAAGGCCCAACAACCAUCAAGCCCAAGAAGAACACCAAGUCACCACUCUCCGCAACCUGGGUCGUUCUCCUCGCGUUUGUCGUUUGUGGUGGUCUCCUUCUAGAGCUGUUGCGGGUCGUCCCUGACCUCUGGUCCUCCGUGGCCGCAUGGUUCACUCAGAUCAUCGGGUAA